AUGCGAAAUAAUGAUAAAACUAAACUACAUGAAAAUCUUAAACAAGAAAUUCGUUCAUUAUUAAUUAGUUCACCAAAAACUAAAUAUGGAGGAUUAUCAGGUUCAUUAUUAUAUUCCGAUUAUAAAAAAUUAAAUUCUGGUAAAGAAAUACCAUAUGGUGAACUUGGUUUUCAUUCAUUUUUGGCUUUAUUACGUUCAAUGCCUGAUGUUGUUAGAAUUGAAUAUAAAGAAAAUAGUCCAUCAUAUCGUGUUCAUCCAGUAUAUGAUGAAACAACAGCACAUAUUCAAAAAAUGGUAUUUGAACAACGUGAUAAAUAUGAAUAUCAAAAUCAACUGUACAGUCAAAAUUGGUAUUCAAAUAAUGACAUAAAACAAAAUAAAUUAAUUUCAUUAAAUUUUUAUAAUAAUAGACAACGACCAUUUUUAUAUAAUACUUUUUCUCGUUAUACAUUAAACAAUUAUGGAUCCCAUUUUUCGGUAUAUAUAUUAAUUAUUCAACUAAAUAAUAAUUUUCAUCCUAAUAGUAAAAAUUUCUUCAGACGAUCUUCUAUUCCACAAAAAUUAUUUAUAUCAAAUGAAGGACGAAAACAAUUUUCUUUUCAACCAUAUUUACUUGUAACAUCAACUGAUGAUGAUGAUAAAAAAAUCAAUUUUCAAUCUAUUAAUAAAUUAACAUCGAUUAAUAAUCAUAAAAACGAACAAGAAGAAACACCUCCUAAUUUUGAUCUUAAUGAUUAUCAUUUAAGUGAAUCAAUCGAACAAGAUACUGACGAACAAACGAAUAAUAAUUCAACAAUCAAUCAUCAAAUUGAAGAUCAAUCGAAUAGUUCAGAAUAUUCUGUUCAAUCAACAUUAUCAAUUAUAAAAGAAGAAAAAUCCUCAUUAAAUAAAGAAUUAUUUUUUGAAAUUUCUCAUUAUGAUGAACAAGAAAAAUGUAAAAUUGAUGAAAAUCGAAAAUUAAUAAAACGAAUAAAUAAUGCACUACGACAAUGUAUUCAUUUUCGUUAUAUUCAUCGAUUAUAUGAACUUAAAUUUGAAUAUCGUGAUUAUCCAUCAUCAAUUGAAAUAACAUUAAUAAAAUCUAAACUUGAAAAAAAAGCUUUUAAUAAAUAUCAACAAGAAUUAGAAGAAUUUGAAAAAAUAUCACAAUUAAAUACAUUAAUUGAUGAUCAAAUAUGUCAAACAAUGUUUGAUGAAUACAUUUAUUUACAACGACAUUAUUAUUAUAUGACUAGAUUAAUGAGAAAAAAAACAAACUAA
Messenger RNA from Rotaria sp. Silwood1, 1260 nucleotides. The record is from the annotation of a GenBank genome assembly. NCBI's taxonomy places the organism in Eukaryota, Metazoa, Rotifera, Eurotatoria, Philodinida, Philodinidae.